Molecule: messenger RNA, 3561 nt
Organism: Lates calcarifer (barramundi perch)
Lineage: Eukaryota; Metazoa; Chordata; Actinopteri; Centropomidae
Gene: mfn1b
Product: mitofusin 1b
Biological process (GO): mitochondrion localization; mitochondrial fusion
Cellular component (GO): mitochondrial outer membrane
Molecular function (GO): GTP binding; GTPase activity
Source: RefSeq, a predicted model, not a curated record
CUUCUUGUAGUUACUAGCUUGACAGCGGUGCCGUUAAGGGAUACAAACAGAAGGUUAGCCCAGCUGACAGCAAGUAAUCUAUCAGCGGGGAAAGGGAUUUUGUGUUUUGUCGCCCUGUGGAUCGGUAGUGGUUGUGUUAUGAGUAGAGGACACUGGCUGUCUUAGGACUGUGAUCGAGCACCAUGGCUGCAGCCCCUCCACUCAGACGGACAGAUUCAGCUCGGGGGGAGUUUUCCCCUCUGAAGCACUUUGUCGUAGCCAAGAAGAAGAUAAGCGAUGUGUUUGAGCAACUACUGAAUUAUGUGAAAGAGACUUCAGAGUUUGUAGAAGAAACCUGUGCGAAUAAAGCUUUGGAGAACAUUGCGAGUCAGGAUCAGAAGUUGGAGAUUCAGGCAUAUGCUGAUAAACUGGCUGUCAUUAAGGAGGUGCUGGCACGCAGACACAUGAAAGUGGCCUUUUUUGGCAGGACCAGUAAUGGUAAAAGCACGGUAAUCAACGCCAUGCUGAGGGACCGUGUGUUGCCCAGCGGCAUUGGCCACACCACUAACUGCUUCCUGAGUGUGGAGGGCACAGACGAAGACAAAGCUUACCUCAAGACAGAGGGUUCUGAUGAGGAGAAGAGCAUCAAGACUGUAAACCAGCUGGCUCACGCACUCCACAUGGAUGAGAGUCUAGACGCCGGCUGUCUUGUACGAGUCUUCUGGCCAAAGACCAAGUGUGCUCUGCUUCGAGACGACCUGGUGCUUGUAGACAGCCCAGGGACAGACGUCACGUCACAACUGGACAGCUGGAUUGACAAGUUCUGCCUGGAUGCUGAUGUCUUCGUGCUGGUGGCCAACUCUGAAUCCACGCUCAUGAACACAGAAAAGCACUUCUUUCACAAAGUGAACGAACGUCUGUCAAAGCCGAACAUCUUCAUCCUCAACAACCGCUGGGACGCCUCAGCAAACGAACCAGAAUACAUGGAGGAUGUGAGGAAGCAGCACACAGACCGAUGUGUCAACUUCCUGGUAGAGGAGUUGAAGGUUGUGGACCGUGAGCAGGCGCCCAACCGCAUUUUCUUUGUCUCCGCCAAAGAGGUGCUCAACUCCCGCAUGCAGCGUGCACAGGGCAUGCCCGAAACAGGUGGAGCUCUGGCUGAGGGCUUCCAGGAAAGACUGAAGGAGUUCCAGAGCUUUGAGAGGAGAUUUGAGGAGUGUAUCUCGCAGUCAGCAGUGAAAACAAAGUUUGAGCAGCACACUAUCAGGGCCAAGCAGAUCACAGAAAAAGUCAAGAGCAUCAUGGACGCCAUCAACAUAGAGGCGGCGGAGAAGAGAGUGGCAGCACUUGAGGACAGAGAGUAUCAGAUGGACCGACUCGAGUUUGUCAAAAAUCAGCUCAACUUGCUGAUAGACGACAUCAAGAAAAAGAUCAAAGCCAUAAGUGAAGACGUGGAGUCCAAGGUGUCCAGCGCAAUGGGAGAGGAGAUCUGCCGUCUUCACGUAAUCGUCGAUGAGUUCCACACCGACUUCCACCCAUCGCCUCAUGUCCUCAAGAUCUACAAGUCUGAGCUGCUUGCUCAUGUGGAGGAGGGGAUGGGGAAGAACCUGGCGUUCCGCUGCUCUGACGCUGUGAACGCCUCUGUCCAGUCGUCUCAGAAUUACAUGAUAGAGAGCAUGCUCCCUCUGCUUCCCUGUAAGGAGCAGAGCCAAGUCCACAUGCUGGUACCCAGCAGGAAGUUUGACCUGAGUUAUGACCUAAACUGUGCCAAACUCUGCAGUGACUUCCAGGAGAACAUUGAGUUUCAGUUUUCAUUGGGCUGGACAGCGUUAGUCCACCGCUUCCUGGGAUCUGUCAACGCAGAGAGAGCGCUCAGACUGGUGGACCAGAGCUUCCAGGCCUCUCGACCAGCGCUGCCCAUGGCCUGUACACCCUCCUCCGGACCCCCCUCCAUCUCUCAGCCCAACCACGAGACAGCCGUCAUGACACAGGAGGACCUGAUGGUAGCCAUGGCAACCAAUGUGGCUUCCCUCACUUCACGCACUUCAAUGAGUGUCAUCGUUGUUGGAGGAGUGGUGUGGAAAACAGUUGGCUGGAGACUGAUCGCCCUGUCGGCUUCGCUGUAUGGCUUGUUGUACCUGUAUGAGAGACUCACUUGGACCACAAAGGCGAAAGAGCGAACUCUGAAGCGCCAGUUUGUCGACUACGCAACAGAGAAGCUGCAGCUCAUCGUCAGCUUCACCAGCAGUAACUGCAGCCACCAGGUCCAACAGGAGAUGGCUACGACCUUUGCUCGGCUCUGUCAGCAGGUGGACCAGACGCAGAAAGAGCUGGAGGCAGAAAUCCGCAGACUGACAGCCAAGAUAGAUCAGCUGGAGACCGUCCAGAGCCACUCCAAGAGCCUGCGACAUAAAGCCACAGAGCUUGAGAUGCAGUUGGAGGCUUUCACAAACCAGUACCUUCAGCCUCAGCAGUGAAGAUGCUUCUCCUCAUUGCUCCCCACACUUUUGUUUCGUGUGGAGCCAGUCAUUCCUCAGCCCGACGCGCACCUCUCCCCGCCCGGUCCCUCCUCAACACCCAGACUACAACACCGUUUCUAUGUGGGCAGUAGUGCCGAGAAUAUUAGUCAAUUAAUCGAUUAGUAGUCUGUCGACCGAAAAUAAUUCCAGUGGCUAUUUUGAUAAUCAGUGAAAUGUUUCUUACCUUUGUAAAAUUUAGUAUCUGCUUUCUUUUUUCUUUUGUUUUUGUUCAUUAAUUUGUCUCAUUUCUUGUUUUUUGGUCACACCAAAUAGUCAAUUUGAAGACAGUUCUGGUAACUUUUGAUGGUCAUUUGUCUUUUUUUUUGGGGGGGGGGUGUUGACUAUUCAAUUAAUCAAAACAAGCAAAAAAGAAGAUUUCUUGAUAAUGAAAAUAAUCUAGUUUCACUGGGUGGACAGAUGAGAGUCAUGGUCCAGACACAACAGUAUUUUUCCCCUUCUCCUCAGCCAGUCAGGUGUUCCAGGUGCUUAACAAACAGCAGUGAACAAACUGUAAAACAAAACUGCCUGUAAUAAAAACUUGGACUCAUGGUGUGCAAAGACGCUCCACAAAGAGGUGACAGAAUCUCAGUCGGAGUGAAGACUACCUACUGGUCGGGUGCUGUAUUUUGACACUAACAUGCUUCGAAAUGUGAAUAUGCCUUUUUUGACUAACUUUUGUGUAGCAAAUGAAGUUUAUGUGUCUGUAAGAUUGUACAUUGUAUCUUUUCAGGCACAUGAUCUACUGUAUGGUAGGAACAAAAAAUAAAUAUAUUUAAUUUAAAAAAAUGUUCAAAAGGAUCCAGUAAAAUAAAUUCACUGAGGAAGGGAAAGCAUGUCUUUAAAAUGCUGUAGGUUCAUGUUCUAUUUUCUAACAACCCAAACUGUAUAGAUAAAAGCUUUGGAAAUCCUCAUAUAUUUUAUAAUAUCAUAUUUUAUUUAUACCCAUUGGAUUUAAAUGACAGUUACACAAGUCUGCACUUUGAAAAAUUGUCCUCUUUUUUUCUUAAAUGUGUUGAAAUACCUCCAGAUUUGCCAGACAAUAUUAAAUCUACCACAUCUAAAA